UGAAUAUUGAAUUACAAUUUGUUACGCUUUGCGCAAAUAUUGGAACUGCUGCGCUUCAUAGGCUGCUGCGUUGCCCACUUUUGUUAUACAGUCAUACAUAUUGUUAUUAAAAGAUAAUAAGUAAGACUAACAGGCUAUUACGGAAUAUUGACGCUGAGGUUGGAAACACGAAAGUGCUCUUUUGAUAUUGUAGGCUAUAUGGAUAUAUAAUAAAGACCCCUGGGAUCCAUCCAUCCAUUGGAUAGAGAAUGUAACAUUUGCCCUCAUUCGUUAGAGGCGUAUUGCGUUGUUAUUUGUCAGUGUAUGCUGACGAUAUUAUGCUAUGCAUUUUAUUGUUAUAUACAGUACCAUGUGUGUCCAGACAUGUGUCAUUUAUUUUGCCACUGUCCUGCACCUUUCUACAAGUUACAGCUAUGAUGUGUGAUUAAUUUUCUUGAUAUAAAUUGUAUCAUUUUCCAUCAUUUUUGGGGGAAACUGAUCAUGGAAAUUCACAUGUGAAUGAAUAAUCACAUCAUUCACAUUCGGCGUACUCAGACCCACAUUUGAACUUGAUGACGGUCUCUCUAGAUUUCAAAUGAAUGAUUAAUAGAUUGUAUCACUGAUAUAUUAAUCGUAUAUUAAUAUAUUAAUCAACGUUGUAUUUAUAACUCUGUAAUAACCGUAUUAUAUUGGCGUUACUGCAAGUGAAUGUGCGUUAUAGAUUCAUUAUUCGAAUUAUUAUUUAAUUGACAAAGAUGGCAGAGCAUUUACAGCCAUUUAUUGUAAUAAUUCCUGGUUAAGUGAGGGAAAGUCAUUACUAGAGUGGAGUUCUUGAUACACUAGUUUUGGCAAUGCAGUACUUUAAACUUCAAACUCAGGCUAACAAGGAGCGAAAAGGGCCUGGUGGUGCUCCGGAACAGUGUGGGCUCUGAGUCGGAGGCCUCCAGCGUGUUUCAACAGGGACCUCAGUUGGAGUAUGGUCCGGCCAACAUCCUUGCUCCUGGGUGGGCUAUUUGGUUUGAUGUGGGUAAUACCGGUUUUGAUGACACCUACAACAUUGGCCCAGUGCACGUCGUUGAAGACAUUGGAAACCAAACUCACCGACAGAAGACGCAACUUGAAGCACAAUUUCCCCAUUAAUUACACCAUCAGAGUUCACUAUGAAGAGCUGUUCAAGCUCAGCAAUAUCAGCAGGCUGAGGGUGAGGGUGGAUGAUCUGGAGGAGGGGGACCUGCAGGAUGUGUGGCUGUUGGUCAACCAAGAGGUGUUGAAGAGGAUCUUGAGAGUCCUGCCAGUGAGACACCCCUCCUACAAGUACACCUCCGAUCUGGAAGAUCUCUUCAGGAAGAUCCAGCAGGUGUUCCCACCACAGAGUGAUGAGAGAGAGCCCCCAGAGCGAAUAGAGGAGAUCUACAAUAGAGUGAAGGAGCCCAACUCAAAAGGGUGGAGGUUCGUGACCCCCAAAUCCCUGUUGGAUAACUGCUAUAGGACAAUGCACUGUCUCUUCAAAAACUGCUUUCCCAGUGAAGAUGGAGAGCAAGACUAUUGUAGCUCUCUUCACUGGCGGAAGGGCAGAAAGAGACAACUACAGGCAACCUGAGGUGGACGCUAUUUCCAAACACUGCAAAUAUACACUGAGUGUAAAAAACAUUAAGUACACCUUCUUAAUAUUUAGUUGCACCCCACCCGUUUUUGCCCUCAGAGCAGCCUCAAUUCGUCAGAGCUUGUUGACUCUAAUGCUUCCCACAGUUGUGUCAAGUUGGCUGGAUAUCCUUUGGGUGGUGAACCAUUCUUGAUACACACAAGAAACUAUUGAGCGUGAAAAACCCAGCAGAGUUUUAGUUCUUGACACAAACUGGUGCACCUGGCACCUACCACCAUACCCUGUUCAAAGGCACUUCAAUAUUUUGUCUUGUCCGUUCACACUCUGAAUGGCACACAUAUACACUCAAUGUCUCAAUUGUCUCAAGGCUUAAAAAUCAUUCUUUAACCUGUCUCCUCCCCUUCAUCUACACUGAUUGAAGUGGGUUUAGCUAACACGUGACAUCGAUAAGGGAUCAUAGCUUUCACCUGGAUUCACCUGUUCAGUCUAUGUCAUGGAAAGAGCAGGUGUUCAUAAUGUUUUGUACACUCAGUGUAUGUCCAAUGUUGCAGUUGAUCUGUAUGCCAUACCCCUCCCGUGUGAAGUUCUGAUGUUGUUGCACCAACAAUAUGCCCUGAAAACUAUUACCAACGGUAUGCAACCCAAACGUCAUCUGUUGCUAUGGAUGCCACAGUAAAUACAUUCCCUGUGGACUUUGCAGCUUUAUCCACUCACUGUUAUUGUCACAGCUUGCCUACAGUUUUGUUUACUUAUCAUUCUUUGCCUCCUAUGUUGUAUACUACUUUGAAAGAGAUAUUUUAUAGUUUUCAUAUGUGUACUUAUAAUAUAUUGUCUGCUGAUGUUUAUGUUCUGUGUUUUGAUUGUGGGUUCGACAUGUGUUUAUACAUUUACAUUUACAUUUUAGUCAUUUAGCAGACGCUCUUAUCCAGAGCGACUUACAAAUUGGUGCAUUCACCUAUAAUAUCCAGUGGAACAACCACUUUACAAUAGUGCAUCUAAGUCUUUUAAGGGGGGGGUUAGAAGGAUUACUUUAUCCAGUUGUAUGGUAUAGUGCAGGUGGCUAUGCUCAAGCAGAGAGCUACAGUGUAUGGCAUUUCUAUACUUUUUUUGCAAUCUGGGAACACUUGUUGGUGACAGGUAUUAACAACUGCUGCCAAUAUAUUCAAAAAUAAGAACAGAACCCAAACAUAGCUACUUUCAGGACUGUUGUCGUCUUCUUUUGCUCAGUUUUUAGAGCAUGGCGCUUCCUAUGUCAGGAUAGUGGGUUUGAUUCCCAGGACCAUCCAUACUUAAAAUGCAUGCACGCAUGACUGUAAGUCACUUUGUAUAAAAGCGUCCGCUAAAUGGCAUAUACUGAACAAAAAUAUAAACGCAACAUGCAACAACAUGGAAUAACUGGUUCAUUCUCAGCUUCCAGAAACUGUGUACAGAUCCUUGCGACAUGGGGCAGUGCAUUAUCAUGCUGAAACAUGAGAUGAUGGCGGCGGGUGAAUAGCACGACAAUGGGUCUCAGGAUCUCGUCACGUGAUCUCUGUGCAUUCAAAUUGCCAUAGAUAAAAUGCAAUUGUGUUCAUUGUCUGUAUUUUAUGCCAGCUCAUACCCUAAUCCCACCGCCACCAUGGGGCACUCUGUUCAGAACUUUGACAUCAGCAAACCGCUCGCCCACACAACGCCAUACACGUGGUCUGCGGUUGUGAGGCCAGUUGGACAUACUGCCAAAUUCUCUAAAAUGACAUUGGAGGUGGCUUAUGGUAGAGAAAUUAACAUUAAAUUCUCUGGCUACAGCUCUGGUGCACAUUCUUGCAGUCAGUAUGCCAAUUGCACACUCACCUUUUAAUGUCCCCAGCACAAGGUGCACCUGUGUAAUGACCAUGCUGUGUAAUCAGCUUCUUGAUAUGCCACACCUGUCAGGUGGAUGGACUUUCAGGGAAAAGGAGAAAUGCUCACUAAGAGGGAUGUAAACAAAUUUGUGCACAAAAUCUGAGAGAAAUAAGCUUUUUGUGCGUAUGGAAAAUGUAUGGGAUCUUUUAAUUCAGCUCAUGAAACAUGGGACCAACACUUUACAUGUUGCCUUAAUAUUAUAGUGAAUGUGUUUGACGUUUAAGCAAUUAUGAUAUUUCUUUUUUCUAUGUUUUUAUAAUUGAUUUACGAUAUUUUGCUGACUUGCAGGCUUUGUCAGUGAAUUCCAGCAAUGUCCAGCCACUCAUGGUUUUGUCACUGCUUAUUGAUGCUGAAAUAAAGCUAUUUGUGCAAUCUAUUCACAGGUUCAACAUGUUGAGAGUUGGGACACACUGCAUUUCUUGUAUGGUUACAUUAAAAGAAAGAGUUUCUAUAUACACAA
Molecule: messenger RNA, 3923 nt
Organism: Salmo salar (Atlantic salmon)
Lineage: Eukaryota; Metazoa; Chordata; Actinopteri; Salmoniformes; Salmonidae
Source: RefSeq, a predicted model, not a curated record